Messenger RNA from Daldinia loculata, 810 nucleotides. RefSeq names its product ribosomal protein S14. The record is from RefSeq and is a predicted model, not a curated record. The coding region runs from base 281 to 451 and encodes 56 amino acids. Lineage: Eukaryota; Fungi; Ascomycota; Sordariomycetes; Xylariales; Hypoxylaceae. Gene Ontology annotation, molecular function: structural constituent of ribosome; zinc ion binding. Gene Ontology annotation, cellular component: ribosome; cytosolic small ribosomal subunit. The transcript has 3 exons. Gene Ontology annotation, biological process: translation.
ACCUGGUAAAAGUCGAGCGGGAUUAUCGAUAAGAUAGAUAAGACACGUGUGUGGCAAUAGUGGGGCACAGAUUAUUCAAAGUCUUAGGUGUGAGUACGUACCUAAUCCUACUAGUAUUCAACCCCUGCAACCCUUACGCGAACCACACACAAUUUUCCACUCUCAAUCCAUAAUCCUCCAAAAACUCGCGAAAGUUUUCCGAAUCGUAGUUCGACAUCCAGCAACAUACCGCAAACCGACCGUUCGUGAUCACCGUUAUCGCAACACCACAUCCGACAAUAUGUCUCACGAAUCCGUCUGGAACUCGCGCCCGCGAACGUACGGCAAGGGCUCUCGUGGCUGCCGUGUCUGCACCCACAAGGCCGGUCUGAUCCGCAAGUACGGCCUCAACAUCUGCCGUCAGUGCUUCCGUGAGAAGUCCUCCGACAUUGGCUUUGUCAAGCACCGAUAAACGCCCUUCGGAAUGUGGCUUUCUUUCCUACCACGAUAUCUCUCGUCAGGCAUCGUCAAUGCGACUGCGGAAAUGGAGUUGUUGGUUUUUUAUUAGGAACAGGGUUGAGCAUUUGCCUUGAGGCAUUGGUAUAGGCUUGCGUGGAAGGAAAAUGAGCAAAUGGCUCUUCGGUUCGACUAGACAACUAAACCACCACGACAAUGCUUACGAGAAUUCGAUGAUGUUAUCCGUUCUUGCAUCGUAUAAAAUGUGACGAUUUUUCUUGCAGGACCUCCGAUUCAAUCCGAAUGAAGAUCCCGUUAUUUCCCAAGGGGUGGACACCUAUUAAUCCAUUUCUCAACUAUGGUGAUACGAGCGAA